Messenger RNA from Nicotiana tabacum (common tobacco), 3054 nucleotides. NCBI's taxonomy places the organism in Eukaryota, Viridiplantae, Streptophyta, Magnoliopsida, Solanales, Solanaceae. The record is from RefSeq and is a predicted model, not a curated record.
UAUUCCUCAACUUUGGCAGGGAAAUAGUUAGCUCCUUUUUUAGAUUUCCAGUUUCUUCUUCAGACGACCUUUUCGACUUGCAAAUAACAAGAAGUGACUUGUCUUUUCCCCGGCCGCUCAAUGCCGCCGAAAGCUGCGUCGGUGCCGCGGCGCCGCCGCAAAACCAUAAUGACUGCCAGGAAAUCCAUUCCCAAAGUAACCAAAUCCACCGGUUCCCCUAAUCCCUCACCGUCCGAUGCCGCUGACGUCAUCACAACUACAUCCGAUGAAUUGUCUCCCAACUCUACCAAUUCUAAAGGCAUCAGCGAGCAAUCCGUGAUCUCCCAAGUUCCUGAAACAACAAACACGGUUAUGAAUAUUGGGGAAACCACCGAGGAAACCAUGUUGAGCUCGCCGGAGGAUAACAAAGUGGAAAUUGAAGCUGCUGGGGAGCAGAAAGUAGGAGUUGGUAAGAAAAAAGUGGUGAAAAAGACUGUAAGGAUUGUCAAGAAGAUUGUUAAGAGAAAAGUCCCCAAAUCGAAGAACGAGGAAUCAGUCAAAGGCGGGGAAAAUGGUGACAGAGAAGCUGUUUCGGAUUCAUUGGCCACCUCUCCAGGCAUUAUUGAAUCAGAAACUGAAAAUUUAGAGCCUACUACUGCUGCUACAGUUGGUGAGGUUGGCGACCCAAAAAAAGGCGAUCUUUAUCCAGUAGAAGCUGAGAAAGGUACUAUCGUUGCGGCUGAAGAUAUCUUAGGAAACGAUGGAAUGAAGGAUUGUGACGUUAGUGUAUCUAAACAUGAAUUAGAGCUUCCCAUUUCGGAUGCAAAGGAUAAUAUAGGUUCUCUUGAGACAGGAAACGUAGUUCUUAAUUCAGAAAAAGGUAACCUUCGUCCAGUUAAAAAGAUUGUCAAGAAGAUUGUCAAGAAGAAAGUCCCCAAACUUAAAUCUUCGGUCAAAAGUGGGGACGCAGAAACUGUUUUGGAUUCAGUAGCUAAGUGUAGUCCUCCAGAAACUGAAAAUCUAGAGUCUUGUAAGGCUGUUUCAGCUGAAGCUGAGCAGUCAAUGAAAUACAAUCUACAUCCUAUGGAAGUUGAGAAAGCUACUAAUGUGAGUGCAACCCAAAAUACAUUAGAGCCUCCAGUUUUGGAAUGUAAAGACACUGCUUUUGUUGAGACUGCUGAUACUGUUUCUCAAGCUGCACUUCUUGAUUCAGAAACAGGUAAUCUUAAUGUUUCUACUAGUGAUAAUUUGGACUCAUGUAAGGAUCAAAAUUUGGAAGAAAACAGUCAGAGCAGGGAUAAAACAAUGGAAGCUGCAGAUACUAGUCUGAGGUUGAACCAAGGAAUAGUAAUGAGUGGGGAAUUGGAGGCAUUAGAGCGGAAGAAGAGGCGGAGGACAGAGAUUUUCAUUGGAGGAUUAGACAAGGAGACAAAGGAGGGUGAUAUUAGGAGAAUCUUUGAGGAAGUUGGUGAGGUUGUGGAUGUAAUAGUGGUGACAAAUCGUGAAACAGGGAAGAACAAGGGGUUUGCGUUCGUGCGGUUUGCUUCCGCGGCUGAUGCGAAGAAGGCUGUAGAAAGAUAUUCCAAAGUUGAGAUAUCUGGAAAGCAAUGUGGUGUAUCCCUUGUUGAGGGUAAUGACACAAUAUACCUAGGCAAUAUUGACAGGAAAUGGAAGACUGAAGACGUAAUUGAUCUACUGAAGAAGGCUGGAAUUGAAAAUAUCGAUAAGGUUACAGUUAUGGCUAAUCCUAAUAACAUUGAGCAGAAUCGAGGGUUUGCAUUUGUUGAACUUGAAACAAAUAAAGAAGCUAAGAUUGCUUUCAAUAAGCUCCAGAAGAAGGAUGUUUUUGGGAAACACAUGAAUGUAAAAGUUGCAUGGGCGCAGCCUUUAGUUGAGCCAAAUGAAGAAGAAAUGCUAAAGGUUAAAUCAGUUUAUGCUGAAUAUUUACCUUCCACAUGGAAUGAAGAGAAAGUGCGGGACUACUUUGGCAAAUUUGGUGAAAUUGAGAGUGUUGUUCUUGCAAAAGAUCUUGCUUCCUCAAGAAGAAAAGAUUUUGCCUUCGUCAAUUAUAUAAGCCGUGAGUCUGCUCUAGCGUGCAUUGAGACAUUCAGUCACGAACCAUUCAACGUAAACUUGAAGGUAUCUCUUGCAAAACCCGUCCCUAAGAGCAAGCAAACUAAACGUGCAACUGUUCCUACUAAAAGGAAACCUCGUGAGGAGAAGAAAAUACAGGACCCAUCUAUCUCGAAGAGGAAUGAACCCAGCAAAAAGGUAAAUUACAUGAGAAGAUAUACUGAGGAUCAUAGAGUCGAUAGAGGAUCUUCUGCAACCAAUGAACUUCUGCACCUCUUGAGACAACAAGAGCCAGCUGGUCAGAUCCAUUCAGAUUUAAUAUUUUACUUUUCAAUUCUACAAUUUUUUCUUUUCCUCACGUCAUUAGACAUAAUUGGUUGACUUAGCUUUCCAUUUCAAAUGUUCUGCUUGUGUAAUGUACUUGUUUUUCUAUAAUAUCCUCCCAAAACUCAUUGGCAUUUUGAUAAUUAAGUAGAUAGUUACUUAGAGUAGAAUGGCGUGUUAGGGUAACACAAUGCCUAUGUGAAUAGAACUUAAUGCAGAUGCACUAUGUGUUGUUUAUUCCGUUUUAUUCAACUCCUUGUGUUUAAUAUGGUUCGAAGGGCAUGAAAUCCGGAAUGUCAUCUGCAAGGGACCAUGUUAUACCUUAGUGCCAAGACAUCUAAUGAACCAGGCGUUGCUCCUAAAUAGAGGCCCCUAGGGAAAUAGCAUAACUUUUUUUGUCUCUGCUGGAAUUUGAGCACUGAUCUCUCAUGGUUUCACUCGCUUACCAUUAGGCUACACCCUUGGGUGUUAAAAGGAAGACUUUGGAGCCCUGUUUUUAUUUUCAAAGAAAACAUUAAAGCAAGCAAGAAAGAAAGCAGGAUGUUGGAAGUACCAUCUAGUGCCUAGUAGAGGGACAUAGGCAUAUGAAUCCAUGUUUGUGAGAGGUAUAAGUGCUACAGAUGCACGGGACAAGAUUGGUGCCUUGUCAGGCUUUAGGGAUGGUCUGCAGAGAUUUUA